AUGAGUGAAGUGUUAAAAUCACUUCUUCAUUAUCUUAAUUCUAAUGGAACCUGUAGUAUGAUAUUACCGUUAACACGUGAUUUAGAAAAUGCCCAUUUCGAAUUAGCUGAUGCAUUGAAUAAACUGUUACCAGAGCCUAUAAUAAAACAAAUGGCAAAAUAUAAACAUUUAGAGCCUCAAUUAAAAGAAUUGGAAUCUUCAGCAUAUCGUGUUAAUCGACAUAAACGUAAUCUAAAUCAAAGUUAUAGUCGAAGUCGAAGUACAGUUAAAAAAGAGAAAGCAAAUAUAAAUUACAGAGCAUCUUCAGUGAAUUAUGAUUAUUUAACUAAUAGUUUAAUGGAUAAAAUGAAUUCAAUUGAAAAUGAAGGUACAAUGGCUUGUUGUGAUGCACUUUUUGUACUUGUGUCAACUUAUAAACAAUUCAGUGAUCGAAUAUAUUCUAUAUUAAAUUAUUUAUUCGAAGAAGUUAACAAAUUGCAUGAAUGUGCUUCAAAAGAAUUGAAUAUAUCAUAUGCUAAAUCAUUACAAAAUAUGGAAAAUGCAACUCAAGCUACUAAAUGGAAAGCAUCAAGUAUAAUGACUUGUCAAGAUCAUGAAGGUUCCACAUAUAGAAGUUCAUCAAUUGGACGAAUAAUGUCUAGUAGCAAUUUUGAUUCGAAUGAUCAUUUGACCUCGGAAAAAAUUGAACAUGAUGAUCCACUUUCUGUAACUGGACUUAACAAUGAAUUAUUGAAGAUAAUGAAACAUCAAAAACUAUCUAGUGGAACAAUCGGUUCAGUUCAUUCAUCUCAUUGUUUGAAUAGAAAAUCAUCUUCAUCAUUAACACCGCCUCCACCGCUACCAACAACACCACCAUCGCCAUCAUUAAAAACACAAGCGAAGACAUUAAUGACCAAUGGAUUAAAUGGAAUACAAUUUAACGAAUCUUUAACAAACAGAGAUACGAACAAAACACCAUGUUUACCCUCAUCAGUCUCACUCACAACAACAACAAAGUCAAAUGAAAUCUUAGAUUGCCAUGAUCAUGAACUAUCUAAUCAUACAACUAACUUAAACUCUGUUAAUGUUGAAAUGACAAAAUCCAUUGAUACCAAUAAUCCUGAUUUGAAAAAUAACAAUUAUGAUGAUAUUGAUAACAUUAAGAAGAAUAUCAAUAACAGUGGUAAUAAAGAACAGUUUGCAUUGACAAACAAUUUGCUAACCAAUUCAACUUCUUCAACUAAUUCUAUUUGUAAUUAUCCAUAUUAUUCCAGUCAACAAUCAAAUCAAUACAAACAAUAUUAUCCUUAUGAUCAUCUUAAAGCAUUAGCUGUUUCAUCGAUUUAUUCAAUGAAUAACACUAUUCCUAGUAGUCACUCAUUUACUGAGAAAACUGAUGUGGUACUACCCACUACAGAACCUUCAAAUUUAUAUAACAUGGAUUGUGCUACUAAAAAAUCAGCAAGUAGCAUGCUUUAUUUGAAUAAAAAUAACGUGAGUUCACUGAAUGAUUGCUGUUGUGACAGUGAUACUGAGGAGAUUAGUUGUAUACCAAUAAUUGUUCAAAAAAAUUCAUGGUCAAACACUUCUCCCAUUAAUAAUAACAGUAAUAAUCAUAAGAAUAAAGACGAUGACAAUGAUAUGAAUAGUAAUCGUCAAAUUGAUUCAGAGCCUAUUAACAGAAAUGAUAAGCGCAGUAAUUUAUUGCGAGAAUCAUUGUUACAUGAUGAUGAAGUAAGAUCAUCAAAACAAAAUAUCAUGUCAUGGGGUUUUUUACCGUCACCCAUAACUGAGGAAGAGGACGAGUAAAUUAGAAAAAAUGUGAGAUAUUUACUCAUUGACUAGCAAAUGAACAUCUAUAUCUUAAAAAAUAACAGUAAAUUAUUUCUAUGAGAAAUCAAUUAUGUUCUUCAAUAACAUUAAUAAUCAUGCGUUUUGACUGGAUAUAACUAGAAAAAAAAAUGCCAUUUCA
This is a messenger RNA of Schistosoma turkestanicum, 1951 nucleotides long. NCBI's taxonomy places the organism in Eukaryota, Metazoa, Platyhelminthes, Trematoda, Strigeidida, Schistosomatidae. The record is from the annotation of a GenBank genome assembly.